Molecule: messenger RNA, 3640 nt
Organism: Podospora bellae-mahoneyi
Lineage: Eukaryota; Fungi; Ascomycota; Sordariomycetes; Sordariales; Podosporaceae
Gene: acl2
Product: beta subunit of ATP citrate lyase
Exons: 5
Coding region: 1691-3157 (488 amino acids)
Biological process (GO): acetyl-CoA biosynthetic process; fatty acid biosynthetic process; tricarboxylic acid cycle
Cellular component (GO): cytosol
Molecular function (GO): ATP citrate synthase activity
Source: RefSeq, a predicted model, not a curated record
GCAGCUAAUUGGACCGACACCAGGUCAACCAUCCAACAAACACCGCCAGUUUCCCCAACUCUUUUUCGCACCCCCUGGUCGCAUCAUGUCCGAUCGCCCAGCGGACUUUCACCAAUUCCAGCCAGACCUGCGCUUUUCUGACCAGCGAACUUUGACAGCGGGCGGUCGAGGUGGACCCCGCCGUCCCUUGGCAAGGUCUGGUGCGGUCCAUGUACAGGUACCUGCGCGGCCCGGAGCCACCAGAGCCACAGCAUGAUCCGAUCUUCGCUGGCACCAAGCCCCUGACACUCUUCCAAAAUGUUCUUUAUCAUCAUCAACAAUCGACCGUGCUCCCAUGAUGAGACAGAGAGAGAUCAAAGAUGGGAGGAACAUAUGAGACAGUCCUUCAAGGUCAAGGUCAACAGGCAUGGCCUGCUGAACACAGUGCCGAGAACACUUGCCAGCGCGGGGUAACCUCCAUAAGCUCUCCAUACCCACGUUCUCAAGAGACGGGAUCAACUUUGAUCUGACCUGGAGACGGUAUGGAGACCGGGGCCCGAUCGGCAACGGCGGGCGGGGACAGGAGAAGGUCGUAAAAGAUCCAGCUAAUUUUUACAGGCACCCACGCACCCACACACAAUCAUACACAUUGAAGCAGGCUAAGGGCCGACCGAGCCGGACGUGUACACAUGGCAGGCUGAUGGCAGAACACCUGUUGCUGCUGUCGUGAGCAAAGGAAAGAAAAAGAAAAGAGAGACACCCGUCAGACCGUCAGGCUCGAGACAGGACAGGACAUGAUGUCAGCCCGGGAGCCCGUGAUACAGGAUGACCCCAGGAGGACGGGAGCUGCUGUUCGGGGCCGGAUGAUCCCCAACACCCUCCGCCUUGCGGACGCCGUGAUGCAGGGAAUACACAGCCGCAGACAGAGACUCAGACCUCGGCGAGAUGCGCUGAGGUGAAUGGAAGAUGGAUGACAGUCGGGCCAUUGCCAGGGACGUAUCGUAUGCACUUUACUGCGCACACCUAUUGCACGAACAGCACCUCAGUUUCACGACGAGAAGUCCCACUGUCGUCGCAGUCAGGUAGCUCUGCGCCGCCUGCGUGCCUCCCACAGGAUCCAGAAACUCAAAACCAUCGAGAUUCAGUGAUUUGAUGGUUGGUUCUCAAGGUGAAGAGGGCGGAAAGAAAGGAGAGGGAGAAAGAGAGAGAUGGAGAGACAGGACAGGAUGGACAGAAUGCAGGGUUCGGUCGGGUCCCCCCCCUCGACGGGGCUAGCUAGGUAGGCUUGGGAGCUGGAGGUGUCACCGAAGUAUUGGUACCUCGGGUCCCUUGACCGCCCCCAGGACAACUGCCCCGCUUGGGUUCAACCCACCAACCCCAAUGGUUUGGCUUGUUUUUGGCGGGCGGGACAUCGGUACCUUUUUUCUGGCCCAUCCCCCCCAACCCAAAUCCCAAGGAGGCGACGGUCCCAUUCCCUUGCGUGCCCGCCCAGAGCAACAAGUGAAAGAAGUUAGUUGCUGCUCGUUUUCCAAAUCACUCUCCUUUUUUCGACAUUCUCCUCCAUCUCGUCCUCUCUCUCCCGGUGUCCUCAUCCCUUUAACGAACUGCCCCUCGUUUGAGCACUCGCCCAGUCCACCCACUCGGGAAGAAGCUUGGUAGCUCAAUCAACUUUAGAAACUGAAGACGAAAGGAACAACCACACACUCACAUCAUGUCGGCGAAAAGCAUUCUCGAGGCCGAUGGCAAGGCCAUCAUCAACUAUCACCUCACUCGCGCCCCUGUGAUCAAGCCCAGCACUCUCCCUCCCCCUACCAAGCACAACCCCCCUCCUAGACUCGCCUCUCUUCACUUUCCCGAGGACCAGGACGUCUCUACCGUUCUUGACCAGGCUGAGGUCACAUACCCGUGGCUCCUCCAGUCGGAUGCCAAGUUCGUUGCGAAGCCCGAUCAGCUGAUCAAGCGCCGUGGAAAGAGCGGUCUUCUCGCUCUCAACAAGACAUGGCCCGAGGCGAAGGCGUGGAUCGCUGAGCGUGCUGGCAAGACACAGCAGGUUGAGCAUGUCGAGGGUGUCCUCCGCCAAUUCCUGGUCGAGCCCUUUGUGCCUCACCCCGCCAACACCGAGUACUAUAUCAACAUCAACUCAGUCCGCGAUGGCGACUGGAUUCUCUUCACCCACGAGGGCGGUGUUGAUGUUGGUGAUGUCGACGAGAAGGCCGAGAAGAUCCUCAUCCCCGUGGAUCUCUCCGAGUUCCCCUCCAACGAGGAGAUUGCCGCUACUCUCCUGAAGAAGAUCCCCAAGGGUCUUCACAAUGUCCUGGUUGACUUCAUUGUCCGUCUCUAUGCCGUCUAUGUUGACUGCCAGUUCACAUACAUGGAGAUCAACCCCCUUGUGGUCAUUCCCAACGAGGAUGCCACCUCCGCCAGCGUUCACUUCUUGGACUUGGCUGCCAAGCUCGAUCAGACUGCCGACUUCGAGUGCGGUGUGAAGUGGGCCAUUGCCAGAUCGCCAGCUGCUCUCGGCAUCACUGCCCCAUCAUCAGCCAACGGUUCCGUCAACAUUGACGCCGGUCCCCCAAUCGAGUUCCCUGCUCCUUUCGGCCGUGAGCUCAGCAAGGAGGAGGCUUACAUCGCUGAGCUAGACGCGAAGACUGGCGCUUCCCUCAAGCUUACCGUCCUCAACCCCAACGGCAGAAUCUGGACUCUGGUCGCUGGUGGUGGUGCUUCCGUCGUCUACGCCGAUGCCAUUGCCUCUGCUGGUUUCGCCGACGAGCUUGCCAACUAUGGUGAGUACUCUGGUGCUCCCACCGAGUCCCAGACCUACCACUAUGCCCGCACUGUCCUCGACCUUAUGCUCCGUGCGCCAUUGAGCGACAAGGGCAAGGUCCUGUUCAUCGGUGGUGGUAUUGCCAACUUCACCAACGUUGCCUCCACCUUCAAGGGUGUGAUCAAGGCCCUCAGAGAGUACGCCAAGGCUCUCAACGAGCACAACGUCCAGAUCUGGGUCCGUCGUGCCGGCCCCAACUACCAGGAGGGUCUCAAGAACAUGAAGGCCGCGACACAAGAACUCGGCCUCCAGGCCAAGAUCUUCGGCCCCGAGAUGCACGUCAGCGGUAUCGUGCCCCUUGCCCUCAUCCCCGGCAAGUGGGAGGCUGCCGGUAUCGAGGAGUUCAAGGCUUAAAUGUGUCAGUAUGAAUGUCAUGAUAAAAAAUUCAUUUUGAGGACCUAGGUAGCACCCUUCCAUGUCUAUCCAGUCUCUUCUCUGCCGUGUUCUUCUGUUUUCUUUUUUUGUAAUUGGGGCGCAUCUUUCAUGCCGGGUGGGCGGGUAGGAGGGGAGAACGGAUAAGAAUGGAAAGGGAAACGGUUCUUUUUAUUUGUCACAAACCCCUUUGUUUAGAAAGUAUAAUAAAACGAGGAAGCGCUAUGUAGUGUAACUAGUUGCUGCUGUUUUUGUUUUGGGAUCUUUCUGUUGUUUGGCUGGCAAGCUAGAUGGAGCGGAAAAGUUGAAAUACGUACGCUUCCUAGUGUUUGUUUGGAUUGCCUUGCUGUGGUGUUUGAUUUGGUCAAUGAUCCAUAGUUUGCGAGGCAUUGAAUAGUUAGAUUUGGUUCUCAUAUUUGAAACCAAGAUUCCCCGAGGCUUAAAUGUGAAAGAUGUUGUCGAGUG